AUGCCACCGAAGGGCAAGAGGAGCGCGGCGAACACACACGACAAGCGGCAUGAGAACGGCCUCGCGGCGCCCGGAAAGCGCAUCCCCAAGCAGCGCUCCAAUCCCGCUCUCAACGGCCACGCAAAUGGAAAGCCCCCGCAGAGCUCUCCGCCGCUGCCUCCGCCAGACCUAAGCACCGCCCCCAGCUGCCCGGCUCCUGGCAAUGCCCCAGUGCACGCGGCCCUCCCGGACACACAGAUGCCAGACGACCGGCGCCCGUUGCACGCGAGGGACCGCGCCGUCUCCGAGACAUCCCACGACGCGUCCGACGUUGGGGCUGCUGAGCCCCAGAACGGCUCCGCCGAUGGACACUCGCGCCUGUCGCUGCACCGCGCCGCCGUGCACCAGCACCGGAGCCAGCUGGGCCACAAGGGCAGCUCCGCCUCCACGGCCAUGACCAUCAUCUCCUCGUGCCCAGUGUGGGAUGUCGUCGCCAUCCUCAUCAUCCUUCUGCAGCUGCCGUCGACCGUUCUCACCGUUAUUCAUUUGCUAUUCGCUACACUCACAUUCGUGCCUCCGAGCAGUACCGCCUCGCUUUCCAGCCUCCCUAGCUUCAGCGAGGUUUUCAAGGGAUCGCAAGGCAUGCCAUCUCUGGGCACUAUUGUGCUCUGUGAUCUGUUUGCCUUGAUCAUAUGGGGUUUCCUUCCCAUGUUCGCCCAAGGCGUUGCCUUCGACCUUGCUCAGGCCGUCAUCGCCAUUUCGCUGGGAGGCGCUGCCGCCGGAAAAGGCGGCGUCUCCCAGAGCGUCCUCGUUUGCGGGGGCAUCAUCUUUUUUUCUCACGCAUAUCGUCACCGUACCAUCCGCACGUACGUCCUGCGCUACCUUCAUUUCGUAUUGUCCAGGGGCGGAUUCGAUAUCUUCACCCCUCCCCCCUCCGAUUCGAUUUACCCGGAGUCGGCCCACGUAUCCCACGGUUGGUCGCGCUCCGUCCUUGGAUUGCAUAUUUUGUCGCAGGGAAUACUCCGCCUUGGCCGGCGAUGGUUCAUAGCCAAGCAAGACCGACUCCCGACCACAACGUCGAGUAGAAGGACCGAUGUCGACACAGCGGCAGCUCCCCAGCUGCCUCGUACCAUCCCGGACUCCGGAAUAGACAGCAGCACAGGGGCGGCGGCCGAUGGCCGGCAUCCUGGGCCUUCCCCUUCAAGUGUUGAUGGUCGUGAGAGAUCUUUCAGUUCUGUUUCUAAGAAAAAGAAAAGGCAGGCGACUCAGGUUCGGAGUCAGCAACCUUUUUGGGCCGCUAUUGCGAGCACAAAAGUUACUUUUUGGAAGGAGGUGCAGCAGAACAGCGAGUCUGCUGACAGCCACGAGGCGAAUUCAACGGAUGUUAAUCACAUUGGCAACGCUCAUUUCAAGACUGGGGAGGACAGAGUGUGGAUUCUGGAUGUCGGCGCAGCAGAGAUCUCGUUUGGUGCUAGCGUGGUCGAAAAGAGCACAGUGAAGGGAAAUGGAGGAGAGGAGCAGGAGUCAAGCCUUGGAGCAGGCAUCGACAAGUCGAAGCCUUUCUACGUACGUCUCAAUGGCACCAAUUGGGCGUCCACGUACAUCACUUCGGCCGGUCAGGAUCAAAAGGCGGGUGAUGGGGCACCUAGAAUGUGGUCAGGCAAGAUCUUCGGUCUCACGUCGCAGCAAAACUAUAAGUGUGAGUUCGUCAGGACGGAUGACCGGACUACCAUACAUUCUACCAGCCUUAUCACCCAGGCUGCUCCAAGCGCCGAGCAAGCCUCGGCUGUUUCUCCCCCAGCGCAUCAGACACUACGGCCGCAGUCGCCCAAAACCCUGCUUCGGAAUAAUGUCACCAACCUCGAACACGAGCUUCAAGAAUUGAAGAUUCAGCAAAAGCGUAAUCAGAGAUCCCACGGCAAGGCCCUUGCAGCGGCGAAAAAGGAAGUCGACGUGGUGGAAGGCAAGAUACAAACCUCGGGCGGCAACGACGACCGGUUGAAGCAGAAGAAAAGACAGCUGUCCGAGGCAAUCCGCCAAGCAGAAGAAGCAGCCUCGGACAUGUCUUCUCAUAACUCAAACCUGGCCAAUAUUCCAGAGGAAGACGUUACCGAAUUCAAGACCGAGGAACGUAAAUGGCGCCAGGAGCGAAACCGGUUGACUGCUGCUACUGAGGAGUACGAGCGCUGCAAAGCUGAGGUUGAUAAGGAAGUUUCCAACGCCGAGUCCGAAUACGCUUCGAUCGUGAAGAAACGCGAACGUCUCCAGGCCAGGCAAUCCAAGCUCAAUGAGCAGCACGAGCGUCUCAGUUCGCUUAACGCGCAGGACCAGGACGCCCAGGCCCGGAAACUCAGUGAACGCGCGGCAUUGAUGGCUACACGAGCUCAGCACGAGUCGCAAUACCUCGGCCAAAUCAUCAACAAUGAGCAAAACGCCAUGGACGUCCAAACCAAGAUCCUGUACAUCAACCAGCAGAUUCAGCAGCUACAGGCGAUGUUUCAGCAGCCACAGAAUCCCAGUCCGCCGUCCGUUCCGGCCACCCCUGAAGGCCCUCUCCCUGGUACCACUGGAGGCGGCUCGCAUAACUACACGCCGAUGUUCCAAUUCCCGCCGCUUGCCGGACAGAUCAAUGGCACGCCCAGCUCUGUUCUCCGCGAAGGGCGAGGUCGGUCGAGCUCUAUGCUCUCCGAUAUGUCUGGCUUCACUGAUCACAAUGUCGACCCUCCGCCAGCCUAUGCGCCCAUCGCUGCACCCAACUUCUCUUUUGCCCCUGGAGCCUUUGGAAACGGUCAGUUCGGAGCGUUCAAUGCACCGAUGGUGAACGGCACCAAAGCACGUAAGGGCAGCAGCGGUAGCAGUGGUGGCAGCGGCACGGGGUCGGGAAGUGGCAGUGGGCCGGGCAGUCAGAGAGACCCGACCAGCCCAGUGAACAAGACGUCUAGUCCGGUUGGUUCCGUGACUGUGCCUGUGGGUCCUGGUGUUGUUGGUGGUCCCUAA
Molecule: messenger RNA, 2976 nt
Organism: Diplodia corticola
Lineage: Eukaryota; Fungi; Ascomycota; Dothideomycetes; Botryosphaeriales; Botryosphaeriaceae
Product: ubiquitination network signaling protein
Exons: 2
Coding region: 1-2976 (991 amino acids)
Source: RefSeq, a predicted model, not a curated record